Messenger RNA from Acytostelium subglobosum LB1, 1746 nucleotides. RefSeq lists its product as hypothetical. Bases 1 to 1746 code for a protein of 581 amino acids. Gene Ontology annotation, molecular function: Hsp90 protein binding. The transcript is spliced from 3 exons. The record is from RefSeq and is a predicted model, not a curated record. Lineage: Eukaryota; Evosea; Eumycetozoa; Acytosteliales; Acytosteliaceae.
AUGUCUCAACAACAAGCAUUGGAAGCAAAGAACAAGGGAAAUGCAGCAUUCACUGCAAAGAAGUUUGAAGAGGCUGUUGGACACUUUACCGAUGCUAUUGCUUUGGACCCAUCAAAUCAUAUCUUGUACAGCAACAGAUCGGCAUGCUUCAAUAAUAUGAAGCAGUUUGAGAAGGCAUUGGAGGACGCCAACAAGACUGUCGAGCUGAAGCCUGACUGGGCCAAGUCUUACCUGCGUCUGGCCAACGCCUUUGUCGGUCUCACCCAGUACGACGACGCUGACAAGGCCGUCAAGAAGGGACUCGAGCUCGAGCCAGAGAACGAGCAGCUGAUCGACCUGCAGAUCGAUGUGGUCAACUUCCUCAACCCAACGCCACCUGGACAGGUCAAGAACAUGUUUGGACCAGAGGGAAUGACCAAGUUGAUGUUCGACUCACGCACCAAGGACUUUUUGAAGCAGCCAGACUUCAUGGCCAAGAUGCAGGAUCUCGCCAAGACACCAGGCAACAUUACCAAGUACAUGGGCGACAAGCGAAUGGUGACUGCACUGAGCGUCAUCAUGGGCAUCGACCUCUCGAACGCCACCUUUGACAAUGACCCCAACGCCGACCCAUUCAAGGAUGACGACGAAUCAGAGGCACCCAUGCCAUCCAAGCCAGCCCCACAGCAGCAGCCACCACAACAACCACCACAACAACAACAGGCACCACAACAGGAGAAGCCAAAGCAGCCAGAGCCCACCAAGGCCAAACCCGCUGCACCAGAGCUCCCAGAGUCUCAGAAGGAGCGCGAGCUCGGCAACCAGUUCUACAAGGAGAAGAACUUUGACGCAGCCAUCAAGCACUAUGAGCGCGCCUUUGAGCUGGAUCCAAAUGACCUGUUGGCUUUGAACAACAAGGCAGCAGUAUUCAUGGAGCAGCAGCGAUACGACGAGUGCAUCGAGCUCUGCACCUCAGCCAUUGAGAAGGCGCGUGAGAUUCGCGCCGACUACAAGAUCCGCGCCAAGAUCUACACACGUCUGGGUAACGCCUACAUGAAGAAGGACGACCUUGACAACGCACUCAAGAACUACAACCACGCCAUUGUCGAGGACAAGACCGCCGACACCAUCGCCAACCUGAGCCGCGCCGAGAAGUUGAAGAAGGAGCGCACUGAGAAGGCCUAUCUCAGCACUGAGCUGUCGCUCGUCGCCAAGAACCAAGGUAACGAGCACUUCAAGAAGGGCGAGUACCCCGAGGCCAUCAAGUCGUUCGACGAGGCCGUCCGCCGCAACCCCACCGACCACACAAUCUACAGCAACCGUUCGGCCACCUACGCCAAGCUGACCGAGUACCCACGCGCUAUCAAGGACGCCGAGAAGUGCAUGGAGCUUGCACCAAACUUUGUCAAGGGAUACAUCCGCAAGGCCAACGCACUGUUUGCCAUGCGCGAGUAUCAAAACUCUCUGCAGAUCUGUGACCAAGGUCUGAGAGUCGAGGAGAACAACCCAGAGCUGGUCGAUCUCUCCCAGAGAAACCUGCUUGCACUCAACAAGCAACAGAGCUCAAUGACUGACGAGGAGCGUCUUGCCGAGGCCGCCAAGAAUCCAGAGAUCUUGGAGAUCCUCCAGGACCCAGUCAUGAAUCAAAUCUUGAAGGAUAUGUCCACCAACCCAGGUGCAGCUCAAGAUCAUUUGAAGAACCCAUUGGUUAGAGAGAAGUUUGAGAAGCUUGUCAAGGCCGGUGUUGUCAAGAUUGGUGGAAGAUAA